This is a messenger RNA of Sparassis crispa, 1251 nucleotides long. RefSeq lists its product as hypothetical. Lineage: Eukaryota; Fungi; Basidiomycota; Agaricomycetes; Polyporales; Sparassidaceae. The record is from RefSeq and is a predicted model, not a curated record. Bases 1 to 1251 code for a protein of 416 amino acids. The transcript has 6 exons. Gene Ontology annotation, molecular function: DNA binding.
AUGCAACAGCCUACUCUUCAAAAUGUCCACAUCCGCUCCACGCGUGAUGCCUUGCAGAUAUUCUAUUCUGUGGCGCGGAACGUCCUGCCCAUGACUACUCGUCGCCUAGACGCAGAGGAGCGCAGAGCAAUAACUUCCGGGAAUGUCUACGUAUGGGAAGAACGUUGUGCUAAUUCCGAAGCUACUGGAAUGGGCAUGGAGAGAUGGACGGACGGCAUGGGCUGGGGACCCAGUCGAGUGCGAGAUGAUUUUCUCUAUUACCACCAGCGCGAAAACGAAAUCAACGAUGACCCUAGCCACCCAUCUGCUCGAUGGGCUAGUAUGAUGAGGCGACGAGAUUCCCGCCUGGGCGGGUUACCGUAUUCGCGUCUAGACACCGAGCGGCUGAUAAAACAGACCUAUAGCGUCCACGUAUCCCUGCCUGAUGACCGUCUUCGCGCCAUCACGAGAAAAUGGCACCUCACCGCGUACUUCAGCCAACUCACACUAGAAAAUCUGGGCACCAUCGACACCGUGAAAGGAGUCGGCGAUGUGCGCGUUCCUGAAGGCUGGUUUAAGAGCGCGCGAGCGAGUAAGGCCAAGCGUCCCGAGUCGCAUUCGAGUGAUGAGCUCACUCCGGCACUUGAACCCUGGAGGCUUGGGCGGCAGCCAUCAACUAGCAGAACCCAGGCUGCGAGUUUGACCGACGCGAGCUCGUUGCGGCACAUGUCUCGUCCUCCGCCCGACGUGUACCCUGUGCACCAGACAUAUCACACCUCACCGUCAGAUCAUCGCCUCCCGCCAGACAUACCCACCCCCAUCCGCAAACCUCAAACAGCCGGUGACCCUUCCACGCGCCCACGCCUGCCAACGCUGUAUGAUACUGGCCUGCAAUCGUAUAGGGACCCUUCGCCGUGUACGCAAUCGUCGUCGUCGUCAUCAUCGGAUAUUGUCUUUUCGCCCCGUCCCUAUUCCACCCCCGUCACACCCCCGAGCACAUCAUCGUUGCAUCUACCUCCUCCACAAAAGCUGAUGAAUUCCGAUCUCGGUCCCCGAGAGCUCGUACCGCUCAACUAUCUCCAAGGAAUCUCCGGGCCUGUCAGGGAUCCCUUGGACGAGGCGUUCUUGCGUCGCUUCUCUUCUUCGAACGCGAUGAAGCCACCACCGUCUACUCCCCACCAAUCGUGGUCGGGCAGGCAGACACCCUCCGUUUACGCGGGGUACGACACCGAAGACAGGAAGCCCAACCUGUCUCUCGACACUAAAUGGUGA